Octopus bimaculoides (California two-spot octopus) is the source of this 3929-nucleotide messenger RNA. Its product is annotated as cytoplasmic phosphatidylinositol transfer protein 1. NCBI's taxonomy places the organism in Eukaryota, Metazoa, Mollusca, Cephalopoda, Octopoda, Octopodidae. The record is from RefSeq and is a predicted model, not a curated record. Gene Ontology annotation, cellular component: cytoplasm. Gene Ontology annotation, biological process: phospholipid transport. Gene Ontology annotation, molecular function: phosphatidylinositol binding; phosphatidylinositol transfer activity.
AGGAGUGAGGGUAAGUAGUAAAGUAGGUUUCACGGUGAACAUCACCUGAAUGUGUUAAUUGGUGAAGGUGGGAGAGAUGGUGAUAGGAAGAGUUGAGAGAAGUGAGGAAGGUGUGUGAGGAAGAGACGGAGUAGAAAAAGAAGGGAGUCGCUGGAGGCGGUGCUGGAAUCACGGCAAGCACAUGGCUUACUGAAAGAUGUUGCUCCAACAACUUACUGGCUUCAGUCGUUGUCUUGCAGUGCACCAACGACAGUGCAUCUGCACACACUGUUUACCUGGGAACCACCAAACACUGACCUUUCACUCGACCGGCUGUUCAAAGUGUUGACCACCAAUUUCCAUUCACAUCUUAAAUAUACAACAGCUUACAUCGCGGCCAGUUUCAUCGUCUCCUUCCAGCUUAUUGUUUAAAUUACUAACUUGUAGUGAACAACAAACAGAUAAAUAUUCAUUAAUAUCGCCUCUAUAUUCAUAGUGAAACUCUUCUUCAAGCCCGCUCUGCCAAAGUCCAGUCAAAGUAAUUGGAGAACACAAGAAAUAAUAAUAAUAAUAAUAAUAAUAAUAAUAAUAAGACAAUGUACAUUAAAGAAUACAGAAUAUGUAUGCCACUGUCAGUCGAAGAGUACAAGAUUGGCCAACUGUACAUGAUAGCCAAACACAGCCAUGAGCAAAGCGAAAGUGGCGAAGGUGUUGAAGUGGUCAAGAAUGAGCCCUGCGAACAUCCAGUCCAUGGUAAUGGUCAAUAUACUGAGAAACGGAUACAUCUGUCCAGUCGACUUCCAGGCUGGGUACAGAGUCUUAUUCCACGAAUCUUCUAUGUCACUGAACGAGCCUGGAAUUUCUUUCCUCAUACUAUAACAGAAUACACAUGUUCAUUCCUGCCUAAGUUCUCUGUCUAUAUUGAGACCCGCUAUGAAAAUAAUCCUGCGACAUCAGAGAAUUGUAUUAACCUUGAUGCUGAUGAGCUGGAACAACGAGAGGUGGACGUCAUCGAUAUUGUCAUGGAAGAAAUUGCAGAACAUCACUAUAAACCAGAAGAGGAUCUGAAAAUUUUCAAAUCUGAGAAAACUGGUCGUGGCCCAUACACCAGUGGCUGGAUGAAAAGCUCUGAUCCAGUAAUGUGUUCUUACAAAGUUGUGAAAGUGAAAUUUGAAGUUUGGGGUCUGCAAACCAGAGUUGAACAAUUUGGACAAAAGGCGAUUCGUGAUAUUUUGUUGCUUGGUCAUCGGCAAGCAGUUGCCUGGCUUGAUGAAUGGUUUGGAAUGAGUCUAGCAGACUUGCGAGAAUAUGAAGCUAAAAUGCAGGAAGAAACUAACAAGAAACUUGGAGUUGCAGAUGCCGAAAGCCCACAGUGAAUGAAGAAAUGUUAUAAUUCCACCAAAUUGGAUCAAAAAGAUAAAAAAGAAAAAAAAAAAGGAAAAAUAUUCAAAGAACAAGUGAGAAAUGUUGCUAAAUGUCUGUAUAUUUAUUUCUCUUCUAUCUUAAACUUCUCUAGCCAUCUUAUGUGCCACAGUAAGCAGUUGGAAUGUUAUUUAUUCCUGUCUUAGAUUUUGAGAGGUGGGUUUUAUUUUUGAAGCAAUUUGCAGAUAAACAGUAAUAUUUUAUUCUGGUUACUUGGUGCCAUAAUGUUUUUAGAAUGGAAACCUAGCAGAUCUCUGCCCACAUAACAAAUUGGAAAAUUUCCAAAAGGGGAAAAAUACUCAUUUUAUUGUUUUUAUUUACUUUUUUAACAAUUAGAAAGUGAAAUGGUUUAAUUAUGAUAAUUGUUUUUAAUAAUGAAAGCCGUUAUGUUCUGAAAGCAGCUACCAAAAAAAAACCUUUUGAAUAGCAAAAAGGCUACCAAAGGAUUUUUAACCUCAAAUUUACUAUUUCUUGUAGUUUUAUCUACUUUGAUUUCUGUUAAAAAUUAAUUAUUCCAUGUCACUCACAGUUUAAUUCUUAUAAUGUAUCUUAUUAAAGAUAUUUAACGAAAUGACAAAAUUGAUUGGUCAGAGAAAGUGGCCUUAUAUAAAAGUACAUAGAUGAUUAGAAAUGGAUUCAGAGGUUGGCAUCUUCAGUCCUUGGUGUUUACUAAACAACUUGGUUUGUGAGUGAAUCAGUUAAAUAUAAUUCCUCUACUUUAACUCUUUGUUAGUAUAAUUAGUGGUGGCCAAGGCAAGACCUUAUGAACUUUUGCUCAAAAACAAAAUGAAAUAUAUAUAUAUAUAUAUAUAUUGACUCAUUGACUGUGUUCUCAUUGCUUGCCAAAUGUUACCUGUCAUCCCACCUUACACCUGACAGGUACCAGUAUUAUGGUUACUUCAUGACAAAUUGUACCCCCAUCUCAUUUAAUUAAUUAAUGAUCCCAAAACACUGUCAAAUAAUUAUUCAUCAAAAUAUUAUCUGAUAUUAUAAUUAAAGAAAAAAAAAAAUGUUUUGAAGCAGUUUAUCUCAGGAGCAGAAAGUGCGAAGAUUUUCUUGCAUAAAACAUAUUUUUAAUCACUUUCUCUUGAUAUUUUUACUUUGAAUGGAUGGUCAGCGGAUAGAGUCAAAAGCAACAACCACAUAUAUAAAUAACAUCCAUCUAUCUAUCUAUCUAUCUAUAAUGUGUAUGUGUCAAACACUCAUUUCUAUAUUUGUAAUAUUUUCAAAUGUUUAUUCAAGCAGGGGAACAAUGGCCUGGACUGAUUUUUUUCGAUGCUAAUUUCUAUUAUUGUCAAAACUAAAGUGUUGUUGUCACGUUGUCAUUCUUUAAUUCACCUCGAACAAAACACUUUCAACAUUUGGCCACAAUCAUUGUAUUCUCUGCAAAAUGUCUUCCCAGCAUUGUUUUCUCUGUAAACAUUUCCAGGCAUUUUGCUAUAUUUUUAGCAUAAAUGUCAUUAUUAUUAUUAUUUUUUUUUAAGGCGGUGAGCUGGCAGAAUGGUUAGCACACCAGACAAAAUGCUUAGUGGCAUUUCAUCUGGCUUUACAUUCUGAGUUCAAAUUCCACCAUGGUUGACUUUACCUUUUAUUCUUUCGGGGUCAAUAAGAUAAAGUACCAGUCAUAUACUGGUGUCAAUGAAAUCAGCUAUGCCCUCCCACCAAAAUUUCAAGCCUUGUGAGUAGAAAGGAUUGUUAUCCAGCCAGUGAGCUGACAGAAUGGUUAGAACAUUGGACAAAAGGCCCAUUGGCAUAUCUUCCACUUCUUUACAUUCUGAGUUCCAAUUUCAUCAAGGUUGAUUUUGCUUUUCAUCCUUUUGAUAAAAUAAAUACCAGUCAUAUACUGGUCUCCUAUCCCCAAAUUUUGACCUGUGUUAAAAAUUAUCAUCACCAUCCUCCUUAGGGCAGCAAGCUGGCUCAUUAGCAUGCCAGACUAAAUUCUUAACAGCAUUUCAUCCAGCUGUUUAAUACUGAGUUCAAAUCCUGCCAAGAUCAAAUUUGCCUUUCAUCCUUUCGGGGUCAAUAAACCACCAGCUAAGUAUUGGGGUCAGUGUAAUUGACUUGGUCCUCCACCCAAUCAAAAUUGCUGGCCUUGUGCCUAAAUUAUAAUUAUUAUGGCCGUCGUGUCUUUGAUGACCGGGUGUUUGAAUUUGCACUGUGUUAACAUUCCUGCCAAAACUGUCUGAAAUCUUUUAAGUUUCUUUUGACCCUUUAUGAUAAACAAAAAAAACUGUUUUAUUCUUACCAUUUAUACAGAGGUGACAUUGUGAGUUUAGUUUUCAAUUGUUUCGAGAUCUUUGAUGUCCGUUACUCAAAUUUGACAAUAUUAUACUUUAGAAGUUUCAACAUUAAAUGUAAAGUUGACAAAUAAACAAAAAAAAAAAAAAUGGUUUAGUUUGUUCACAUAAACACGUACUUGAUGGUAACCUGAUCUCAUUUCAUUGUAUGAUAUAACUUUUUUUUUUUAAAUUGCAUACAAUAAAAAAAAAAAAUGAAUAAAGUUCUGCUAUUUGUGUCUUCAAAGAAAA